AUGGAGAUUGAGUUUAUGGGGACGUCGAUGUCAUUGACCUGGCUGUUAGGCUGGUUCACUCUCGGAUUCGUCACCCUGUAUACAUUAUAUACCGCCCUCUGGACCCACAGUUAUUGGAAGCGGAAGGGAGUGCCGUACGAACCAGCUCUACCUCUAAUUGGAAACCCAAUAUUCACAUCGGGAACAAAAAUCCCUGAAAUUUUCGAAGAGUGGUCGAGAAAAUAUGGAAAGUUCUACGGGACGUUUUCAUUUAGUGUUCCCGUCAUUGUCGUGAGUGAUCCCGAGAUAUUACGACUUGUUCUGGUGAAGAGCUUCAACAAUUUCCACAACAGAGUUAGCUUUCCGCAGAUUCCCGAUGAACUUCAAAAUAUGGUGUCCCUGGCGGAAGGGGAGCGCUGGAAGGAAAUAAGAAACAUCUUAACCCCGACAUUCAGCGGUGCAAAGAUGAAACAGAUGUCCAGUCUUGUAAACGCUAGCGCAGACAGUCUAGUCAAACACAUUGCGAUCAAACAGAAAGACAAAGGGUACAUCGAAUGUCAAGACAUCUUUGGGGCCUUCGUCAUGGAUACUGUUGGAAGUUGUGCGUUUGGUCUUGACAUCGAUUCCCAGUCUGAUCCAAAAAAUCCUUUCGUGAGCAAUGCUAAAAAGGCCUUCCAGUUUGACAUCUGGAACCCAUUCUUCAUUAUCGGAAGCAUGAUUCCAGCUCUGGGGAGAGUCUUUACUUACUUCCGACUGGGAUUGUUCAUGGGCGCCGAUGUAGUCGAUUUCUUCAAAGAUGUCAACAAGAAAGCCAUUGCUUUGAGACAGAAUAUAACAUCAGGAUCCGACUCCAAGAGGGUUGACUUCCUACAAUUACUGCUCGAUGCGCAGAAUCAGGAAAACAUCAACAAAGUUUACAAACCUGAAGAAGAGGAGGAUGAGGACGAUAUCCAUGCUGAUUUGGACAAACAUCACGAUACCCAGUAUCACUCAAGGGGUAUUGGCAAGAAAAAACCUCUGACAGACAACGAGGUCCUAGCUCAGGUGUUGAUCUUCUUCACCGCUGGUUCCGAGACUACCACCACUCUCCUAGGUUUCAUCGCGUAUUCUUUGGCCACCAACCCUGAGGUCCAGGAGAAGCUCAUCCAGGAGAUUGACAAGAUGACGCCCUCUCGUGACGACGUCGGGUAUAAGUCUGUUGCUACCAUGUCUUACCUGGAUCAAGUGGUCUGCGAAACCCUGAGGUUGUAUCCACCUGCUGCAGUUGCGAAUCGCAUGUGCAAUGAGACAUUUGAGCACAAUGGCGCUGUCAUAGAGAAGGGAACCCAAGUCUUCAUCCCGAUCUACACCAUUCAUCACGACCCUGACUACUGGCCUCAGCCAAAGAAGUUCAUCCCAGAAAGAUUCACCAAAGAGGCCCGAGCAAAACAGCAUCCAUUUGCUUGGCAACCAUUCGGUGCUGGUCCACGUAACUGCAUCGGGAUGCGCUUCGCUCUCAUGGAAACCAAGAUGGCGGUUGUGCGCGUGCUUCAGAACUUCCGGUUUGAGACGUGCGCACAGACUGAGGUUCCUCCUAAGUUCAACAUUACCGGAUUCCUGACCCCACCCAAUGGAAUAACACUCAAAGCAGUGCCCAGAGCUGAUAAGGUUGCCUGAGGAGAAAUAAUAUUUCUAUUCCCGUAAAGUUAUUCGCGCCUCAUAGUCUUGACCGAA
Molecule: messenger RNA, 1692 nt
Organism: Lytechinus variegatus (green sea urchin)
Lineage: Eukaryota; Metazoa; Echinodermata; Echinoidea; Temnopleuroida; Toxopneustidae
Product: cytochrome P450 3A24-like
Exons: 13
Coding region: 1-1635 (544 amino acids)
Molecular function (GO): steroid hydroxylase activity; iron ion binding; heme binding
Source: RefSeq, a predicted model, not a curated record